Molecule: messenger RNA, 784 nt
Organism: Trematosphaeria pertusa
Lineage: Eukaryota; Fungi; Ascomycota; Dothideomycetes; Pleosporales; Trematosphaeriaceae
Exons: 4
Coding region: 1-570 (189 amino acids)
Source: RefSeq, a predicted model, not a curated record
AUGUCGUCCCAGAGCCAAGAGACGUACUCGCAGCCGGUGGUGCCGGACAAGAUACCCACUGGAGAGUAUCCUCUCAUCGACAAUGACCCACACUUCAACCGUGUUAUAAGAUACAGUCGGCCCUCCGACUGGCUCUAUGGCGCCGGAGUCGGAGCCGUCAGCCCUGCGCUGAUGCUGUACUGGGAGAAAGUCUCCCCCUCCUUCGUCGGCAAGGGAGGCUUUGCGCCCAUAAUGCGCCUGAGCGCUGCCGUCGGCGUUACCGGUGCUUUCAUAUUCGCAUACUCGAGGUCGUCCGCACGCUUCUACGGCGCCCGCGAGAACCGCCGCGAAGUUGACAUGGACAUGCGAGAGAUGGUGGACAAGGUCAAGAGGGGCGAGCCGCUCUACGGCAAGUCGGAGCUCACGGAGUACAUGCAGGGAGUGGCACACAGGAACUCGCGAUAUGCGGGUGUCUUCUCGCAUGUUAUCCCGUGGCCGAACUUUGUCAACCACCCGUAUCAUGGUGUGGACACAGCGAAAUACUACCGACAGGCGGAAUUGGAGCUGGAGCAGGAGAGGCAGGGCCGAUGAGGGGUCAGCGCACAAGAACAAUUCAGCAAAUUCCAUUAGGCGAUUGGCGGCUGUAUAUAAGUUAAAGAGCCAAGACGGGAUGUAUCAACAUGCGUUUCUUUGAUCAUUCUGAUUUGAUGCUACUUAUUUCUGGCUAGCUAACCUGAUGCCAGCUUCCCGAGCACCUCCUCUUGCCCGAAGGCCAUCAUCUUGUACUUGGAGAUCCAGUCAUCGC